AUGGAUAGAGCCAAGAUGCCACAGGAAGCCCGAAACAUCUUUGUGCCCAACAUCUCAAUACCACUCAUCCCCGUGAAUGGCACAGAGUUUCAGCAUUUGGUGACGAGUGUGCUAUCCGAUACGACCUCCACGGGAGUCUCUGCGAUUCAUGCGGAACCCGGCACGGGCAAGUCCGUUGCGGUAGCUUUAGCCAUGCUGAUGUGGGCAAAACACAACCCAAAGUGCAUCACUGUUUUGAUACAAGAAAACCUGAAACUUCUCAAAGAUUUCUUUCGAGUUAGCGAUGAAGCCUACGUGCCGGCUGUUGCAGCAAACCUUUUUUGA
This is a messenger RNA of Durusdinium trenchii, 324 nucleotides long. NCBI's taxonomy places the organism in Eukaryota, Dinophyceae, Suessiales, Symbiodiniaceae. The record is from the annotation of a GenBank genome assembly.